AUGGCAUUGAGCAAACUAUGGGCAUCAUGGGGAGUGACUCCAGUCGCUGUCAUUGGACAUAGUCUUGGCGAAUAUGCUGCUCUCAAUGUUUCAGGAGUGCUCUCUGAAGCAGAAACGAUAUAUGUUGUGGGAACACGAGCCGCCCUGAUCGAGGAAAAGUGUGAAAAAGACACACGUUCUAUGCUAGUAGUCAAAGGAUCAGUCCAGGAAAUUGCGCUUGUUCUUCGAGACUGUGACUACGAGGUUUCCUGCAUGAACUCUCCAGUGGAAACAGUGCUUAGUGGUCCCAACGAGUGCAUAUCAGCAUCAAAAAAAAUACUGGAGAGCUCUGGAUUGCGAUCAACCCUGCUUAGAGUGCCGUAUGCCUUUCAUUCUUCACAGAUUGAGCAUGUAAUGCCAUUCUUUGAGAAAACGAUCGAAGGCAUCACUUUUUCAAAGCCCAAGGUUCCUAUCUUGCGUCCUUUAGAUGGGAAGAUUGAUCAUGAGGGCGAUUUCGAUUCCAAAUAUCUUGCGGCCCAUGCUCGGGAACCUGUUAAUAUGCUUGAAGCGCUACAAACGGCUCAGAGACAACACCUGAUCACAGAGAAAACGAUUUUAAUCGAGAUUGGUCAACAUCCAGCUGUGUCCGGGAUGGUGAAAGCAGCACUUGGAUCAAAUAUCAAAUCCCUACCUUCGGCUGAACGCUUUAGAUCGGUUUGGCAAACGAUCACAGUGGCCCUAGCUUCUCUGUACCAUGCAGGGAUGGAAAUAAACUGGACAGAGUAUCAGCGUGAUUUUCAGGCCUCUCAAAAGGUGAUUGCAUUACCGGCCUACAGUUGGAACUUGAAAGAUUACUGGAUACAGUACGUGAACGAUUGGUCACUGCGCAAAGGCGACCCACCGUUGAGAAGCAACCAAAUGAUCAAUCUUGAGAGUACGACUAUUCAUCGUGUCAUUGAAGAGACGGCCAGUAGUCAUAGGUUGCAUCUGAUCGUUGAGGCAGACAUUGCGCGCACAGACCUCAGACCGCUCGUCCAGGGACAUGAAGUCGAUGGCAUUCCGCUCUGCACUCCCUCAGUCUACGCAGACAUUUCACUGAAUAUAGGAACAUAUUUGCUUCAGAAAUAUCGUCCGACGCAAGCGGAACGUGUCGUGGAUGUUUCUGAUAUGGCAAUAUCGAAAGCCCUCAUUUUACGAGUCGAUGAGAGCCAGCAGCUCCUCCAGAUCCACGCUGAUGUUGACUGGGCUUCUCAAUCCACCAGUAUCAUUUUUAAGUCUUUUGAUAAGAGCCAGAAACUACAAGAGCAUAGCAGGUGUGUUGUCCGUUUCAAAUCUGAAAAGUUUCAGCAACUUCUUCAGCAUAAAGCGGAGAAUAUAAAAAAAAAGAUGCAGAUCUUACGCGAUGGAGUCGGACCAGGAAUGACUGCACGCUUCAACCGUUCUAUGGUGUAUCGCAUGAUCAGCCCUUUGGCCCGAUUCCACAACGAUUACAAGGCUGUUGACGAAAUUGUGCUCAACAGUGAUACCCUGGAGGCUUCAUGUCGCCUUAGCUUUGGGAGUGUCAGACGCGGUGGAAAGUUUCACACGCACCCCGCCAUCAUCGAUGCUUUGACUCAGUCUUGCGGAUUCACGAUGAAUUGCAACGAUGCAACAGAUCUGGACUUUCAAGUAUACAUGAAUCAUGGAUGGAGCAGUUUCUCAAUAUUCGAACAUUUGGAUUUCGACAAGGUUUACACAACCUACACACGCAUGGAGCAAGGAGCCAACAAACUAUGGCACGGUGACGUGACGAUAUUCGAUGGGGACAAUGUUGUUGCGUUCUUCGGGCGGAUUGCAAUCCAGGGUGUGCCGAGAAAGGCGCUAAAGGCCAUCUUAUCCAUUGAGAGUGGGCUUCAGUCCAAGAAACAGCUCCAGUCUUCAAGAACAGCCGUAGCUCCUCCUGAGACGCAUUUUUCGGAACCACCGGUAACAGAAGCUGGCCGAGCAUCCCGUGGAUACAAAUCUGCCGCGAUCAAGUUUACAGAGGCAAUGUCCAUCAUCGCAGAGGCCAGCGGAAUUGACGAAGCAGAAUUGACUGAUGACACGGCAUUUGCCGAUGUUGGUAUUGAUUCACUGAUGGGUUUAACCAUUUCAGCAUGCUUGAGAGAGAGGCUUGGUCUUGAUAUCGAAUUUCACUCGUUCAUCUUCGACUUCCCCACUGUUGGAGAUCUAAAGGUCCACUUAGAGAGCUCUGCUGAGUCGCCCGAAGACUCAGAGACUACCAGCCCUUCAAUUUCUGGAUUGAAUAUCACUACACCUAGCUCUGAUGAUUCUGCUGCAUCCUCUGGGGUCGACUUCCAACGUGUACUGGAAAUCAUAUCUGAGGAGAGCGGCGUCGCGACUGCUGAUCUCACUGACGACUCUGAAUUCGCGGAUUCAGGCGUAGACUCCCUUCUAUCGAUCGUCGUCACAAGUCGGAUGCAAGAAGAACUAGGGCUGAACAUCACACAUGAAUCUCUUUUCAUUGAGUGCCCAACAGUACUUGAUCUGAAGCUGAUGCUAUCAAGUGGUCUGUCAUCUUAUGAUCGAUCCGCUAUCAGGGUUCAGACCGAGCCGCUCGCUGGUACCACUAAUCGAUUGCGUCCGGCAACAGUGCAAUGUCCGGUCCAAAAUACUACUGAAAAAGAUCUGGGAGCUCGCAAGGAGAAGAUCGACCAAUAUAUACAGAAGUACUCCGCUGGAUUUUCGGUUCCUGCUCCAUGUCAUUCGUCCCAACUCUCCCACGAGCCGGAGAAAGUGGUAAUGGUCACAGGCGCUUCUGGAAGUCUCGGUGCAAACUUGGUGAAUCAUCUCACUCAGCUUCCGGAUGUGAAGACAGUUGUGUGUCUCAAUCGCGAGAACAGAGAGGAGCCGUAUGUUCGUCAACAGAAGUCUAUGCGAGACAAGGGGAUUCGAUUCCCCGAGCGACUCAAGGUUAAGCUUUGUGUGAUUCAGACUGACAGCUCGAAAUCCAUGCUUGGGCUGGGAAGAGCAAAAUACGACGAACUCGCAGGCUCCGUCACGCAUAUCGUUCACAGCGGAUGGCCUAUGAGCGCAAAAAGACCUCUCUCAGGCUUUGAAUCCCAGUUCCAGGUAAUGCGUAAUCUCAUCGACUUUUCCUGCAACAUUGCCGCCCGGCGCCCCAACACCUUCAAAGUUGGAUUUCAAAUGAUCUCCUCCAUUGGGGUCGUAGGGCGCUAUGAACUUGAGGACUCGAAGCAUCGAGUCAUGGUACCGGAAGCUAGAGUUAAGAUUGAAUCAGUAUUGCCCAAUGGUUAUAGUGAAGCAAAAUGGGGUUGCGAACAGAUGAUCGCCAAUACUCUCCAACAACAUCCUCACCGAUUCCGGGCCACGGUUGUUCGACUCGGACAGAUUGCUGGCUCAAGGACCAGCGGGUACUGGAACCCAAUGGAGCACUUCGGAUUCUUGAUCAAGUCGUCGCAAACACUAAACGCGCUACCCGAUGUGCCGGGAACAGCAUUUUGGACUACUGUUGACGAUAUUGCCGCCACACUCUCGGAACUGGUGCUUGCCGAUUGUACACCAUAUCCUGUAUAUCACAUCGAAAACCCUGCAGGGCAGUCAUGGAAGACGCUCAAUUCCAUUCUUGGUACUGCACUGAACAUUACCAACUUCAUCCCCUUCGAAGAAUGGGUCGAACGUGUGCGAGCAGCACCAAAACAGAACAACCCCGCUUCCUCGCUUCUGAAUUUUCUGGACGACAACUAUCUACGCAUGUCCUGUGGCGGUUUAGUGCUGGAUGUGCGAUGCACGCUGGAGCACUCAAGUACAUUAAGAGCCGUAGGGCCUGUCAGUGAGGAAGUGGUGAGGAAAUAUGUUCACAUAUGGCGCGAAAUUGGGUUUUUGAGCUGA
This is a messenger RNA of Ascochyta rabiei, 3870 nucleotides long. Its product is annotated as Noranthrone synthase. The coding region runs from base 1 to 3870 and encodes 1289 amino acids. The record is from RefSeq and is a predicted model, not a curated record. Gene Ontology annotation, molecular function: phosphopantetheine binding; fatty acid synthase activity. Gene Ontology annotation, biological process: fatty acid biosynthetic process; secondary metabolite biosynthetic process. Lineage: Eukaryota; Fungi; Ascomycota; Dothideomycetes; Pleosporales; Didymellaceae. The transcript is spliced from 3 exons.